This is a messenger RNA of Setaria italica (foxtail millet), 1105 nucleotides long. RefSeq names its product auxin-responsive protein IAA24. The record is from RefSeq and is a predicted model, not a curated record. The transcript is spliced from 3 exons. Bases 207 to 770 code for a protein of 187 amino acids. Gene Ontology annotation, biological process: regulation of DNA-templated transcription. Gene Ontology annotation, molecular function: protein binding. Gene Ontology annotation, cellular component: nucleus. NCBI's taxonomy places the organism in Eukaryota, Viridiplantae, Streptophyta, Magnoliopsida, Poales, Poaceae.
CCUCAUCGCCACCCACCCUAUAUAGCCACGCACAAAGCGGGCGCAAUCCUCCUGUCUCACCUUCAUUCCACGCAAACUUUCUCCUCAAUCCUCAUCGUCUUCCCCCCCUCUCUCUCUCCAGUCGCUACCUGUUCAUACCUUUCUCUCUCUCUCUCUCUCUUCCUCUGCCAAGAAACACCAGCCGGCACCUUCUCUUCUUUACUCCCAUGGAGAUCGACGCCGACAACCUCAGCGCCACCGAGCUCCGCCUCGGCCUUCCCGGAACCAGCAGCGGCGACGACAGGCCGAAGAAGGCAUCACCCUCCGUCGGCGCUAAGCGCGCGCUCGACGACACCAGGAGCGAGGACUCCGGCACCAGCCCGGCCGCCACCGGCGACGACCACGACGCCGCCGCACCUGCCAAAGCGCAAGUGGUGGGGUGGCCGCCGGUGAGGGCGUACAGGAAGAACACCUUCCAGGCCGCGGCGGUGAAGAAGGCCGAGCAGCAGCAGCAGGGAGGGGGCCUGUAUGUGAAAGUGAGCAUGGACGGGGCGCCGUACCUCAGGAAGGUGGACCUCCGGAUGUACAAGGGGUAUAGGGAGCUUAGGGAGGCGCUGGACGCCCUCUUCACCAAGUCCUUCGCCGCCGCGGAGGGCGGCGGCGACCACCAGCACGCCCUCGCCUACGAGGACAAGGACGGCGACCUCAUGCUCGUCGGAGACGUGCCCUGGGACAUGUUCAUCUCUUCGUGCAAGAAGCUCAGGAUAAUGAAGGGUUCUGAGGCCAGGUGAUCGAUGAUGCACAAGAAGAGUCUACAGACUCAUGGAUGGAUCGAAGAGCACAGAUCGUGCAAAGGACCUGUGUGGCUUGGGCUCUCCAGUGCUGUACAGAGAUGGUCGUUUCUGAAUCCAGAGGGCGAAAGAUCUAUGAACUGUGUAUAUACCUUAGCUAGCUGCCAUGUUUUUUGAGUUGCGUUUUGUAUGAGCGAAGGCUGUAAAAAAAUGGAAAAGAAAAAUGAGAGAUUUGACUUAAGUUUGGUCAUUUUCCUCUCCAAAGGCCUCUCUCUUUGUGUGCUUAUAAACUAUAAAGUGGACACUUUGCCAAGGCAGCAGUUUGUCAGAUCAAA